AUGGCAAAGGAGCAACCCAUCUAUGAUAUUGGUCCAUUUAAAUCAAGCACCAAAAAUACAGACACGCAGUUGAAUGUUUAUGUCUCGAACAAACGCUUUAAAAUCGAUCUCUUUACUUCCAACUUCGAAAGGUCGCCUGCCCUCCUGGCCAAGUAUCUUCGACACGUUCAACGUCAAGAACCAGAAUGGAUUGCUGAUGAGUCUGAAGUCGAUAUGGAUGGGGAGUUUGAAGACCCCCUUGAUGAAAAGCAUGAUUGGGUCUUACAACCAUUUUUGCCAAUUUUCCACGAAAUUGCUCCCCUAGACCUGAGCCAAAAGUACACUCUCGAGGACUGCCUGUCUGCAGAAGAAUUUCACUACACUGCGCAGGCAGUGGGAGAUAACCUAGUUCCCAUUUAUCUCAGUAACACUAAGAACAUGAAAAAUGAUCUCAUCGGGGCCCUUCUACCAUCUUCUAUCGACUACUCUCCUUUUCCUGUCCACCAUCCUAGGGAAGUCCAGGUUCCAAUUAGUGCAGAUUCAGCUGCACUAUCAGGAUUACCUCACAAGGUAUUUAUUCGUCAACCGCAGCCUAGCCUCUUCAAUAUACUCUACGGAGAUGACAUGAGUAUUACCAUAAGAGAGAUUCUCACUUACUCAAAGAUUCGCAUGGCUAAAUUCGAUCCCCCGAUUCUCACAUCACAACUGGAAGGGCUGGUCCAGGAUAAUGAUGGGUAUGUCAUGGGAUUGGUUUUAUCAUACAUUAGUUGUGAUGGAGCUACACUUAAUUGCAUUGAUGGACAUGAUCCCAAAUUUUCCGAGCUCCGACAAAAAUGGGCUGAUCAGAUUUCGCACACAAUAAAACACUUGCAUUCAUACAAUAUCAUUUGGGGGGAUACGAAGGCAGCUAACGUGCUCAUUGAUGCCAAUGAGGAUGCAUAUCUGAUUGAUUUUGGAGGAGGUUAUACUAAAGGUUGGGCUGAGAAGGAGAAGUCCAACUCAACCGAGGGAGAUCUCCAGAGACUUGAAAAUAUUAAGCGUUACCUUUUUGGAUGA
Molecule: messenger RNA, 1035 nt
Organism: Penicillium robsamsonii
Lineage: Eukaryota; Fungi; Ascomycota; Eurotiomycetes; Eurotiales; Aspergillaceae
Exons: 1
Coding region: 1-1035 (344 amino acids)
Biological process (GO): protein phosphorylation
Molecular function (GO): protein kinase activity; ATP binding
Source: RefSeq, a predicted model, not a curated record